AAAAAAAAAAAGAAGAAACGCUAUCACGUCAGCCCCCUUGCAGAGCGAUCCUGCCGGCGGCUUCCCCCCGUCCAGGCGCUUCCGCUAUUUCUGGGCAGGGUGAAGCAACACAACUUUAGUCGCUGCCGCUGGCGCGGGGCUGUGCGUGUGUGUGCGGGCCCGUCGGCUCCUGUGCUCUGCCCGGGCCAUCCCACCCGGCCGUGGUCGAGGCACGGGUGGGCACCAUGGCGGGCCGCCUGCUGCCGCUGCUGCUCUGCGCGGCGCUCGCAGCCCUCAUCCUCCGCGCCGAGGGAAGCGUAUUUAUCAAGAAAGAAAAUGCAGAUAAGUUCUUGGAAAGAACAAAACGUGCUAACUCUUUUCUGGAGGAACUGAAGAAAGGGAAUAUUGAAAGAGAAUGCAAUGAGGAGCGUUGCUCGAAAGAAGAAGCGAGAGAAGCCUUUGAAAACCAAGAGAAAACUGAGGAAUUCUGGAAUGUCUAUGUAGAUGGAGAUCAGUGCAGCUCAAACCCUUGUCACUACGGUGGACACUGUAAAGAUGGAAUUGGUUCCUACACUUGCUCAUGCUUGGAUGGUUAUCAAGGCAGAAACUGUGAAUUUGUCAUACCCAAGUACUGCAAGAUAAGCAAUGGUGACUGUGAGCAGUUCUGUAGCAUCAAAAAGAGUGCACAGAAGGAUGUUGUGUGUUCCUGUGCUAAAGGGUAUGUUCUAGCAGAAGAUGGCAAAGGCUGUGUUGCAUCAGUAAAGUUUCCCUGUGGAAAAGUUUUUGUGAAAAGAAAAAAAAGAUCUGUUAUUUCACCUGCUGGCAAUAGCACUGCAACAAGCAUUCAAGCUGCCUCUCCCACAAAUGCAACAAUUCUGGAAGAGGACAUUGUUGCUACCACAGAAAGCCCAACCGUCCAGCCUCAGAAUGAAACGAGUAACCAGAGUCCAGAUGUGAUUACYAGGAUAGUUGGUGGUGACGAGUGUCUGCUCGGUGAAUGUCCAUGGCAGGCUGUUCUCAUAAAUGAGGAAGGGGAAGAGUUUUGUGGUGGAACUAUACUGAAUGAAGAUUUUGUCCUUACUGCAGCUCACUGCAUGAACCAAUCUAAAGAAAUUACAGUUGUUGUUGGUGAAGUGGACAGAGAAAAGGAAGAACAUUCUGAAACAAUGCAUACAGUGGACAAAAUAUUUGUUCACUCUAAAUACGUUGCAGAAACCUACGACAAUGACAUAGCCAUAAUAAAGCUGAAGGAACCUAUAAAAUUUUCUGAGUAUGUUAUCCCAGCGUGUCUUCCAGAAACAGACUUUGCUAAUGAAGUUCUGAUGAGCCAAAAAGCUGGGAUGGUUAGUGGCUUUGGACGGGAGUUUGAAGGUGGACGACUAUCYAAAAAACUGAAAGUGCUUCAAGUCCCCUACGUGGAUAGGAACACUUGCAAGCAAUCCACUAACUUUGACAUAACAGAUAACAUGUUCUGUGCUGGAUACGAGACGGAGCAAAAAGAUGCUUGUCAAGGAGACAGUGGAGGCCCCCAUGUAACCAAAUAUAAGGAGACUUACUUUAUUACUGGAAUUGUUAGCUGGGGAGAAGGCUGCGCAAGGAAAGGCAAAUAUGGUAUCUAUACCAAACUGUCUAGGUUCCUACGCUGGGUAAAAUGGGUCCUGAGACAAAAGAUUUAGUGGUGCAGUUAUUGAUCCUUUCUGUUGGCUAACAAGGUACAGUUGUACAAUCUGUAAUAGAAACAUUAUCCUUUUUUAGCACAUUUACUAAACUUAAGUUUGAGAGCUACUUCUUUAAAGUUAUGGUGCUGCUUCUAUCUUUAUUCCUGGCUUCCAGCAUGUAUAUGUGGACUGUCAGGGUUGAUUUGGGUUUGUACAGGGAGGCGCUUUCUCCCUAAGAAUGGCUGCUUGCUGGGAACUUAUGUUUGCUUAUUCAUUUUAUUUUUCAAAACUUCAAAUUGCAGCCAGUUGGUUCAACAGAGAAUCUGUGCUUAUUAGAACUGUUCAGCUUAGCUGCUGAUGUGCUGAGCA
Nothoprocta perdicaria is the source of this 2006-nucleotide messenger RNA. RefSeq names its product coagulation factor X (gene F10). The coding region runs from base 225 to 1655 and encodes 476 amino acids. The transcript is spliced from 8 exons. Gene Ontology annotation, biological process: blood coagulation; proteolysis. Gene Ontology annotation, molecular function: serine-type endopeptidase activity; calcium ion binding. The record is from RefSeq and is a predicted model, not a curated record. Gene Ontology annotation, cellular component: extracellular region. Lineage: Eukaryota; Metazoa; Chordata; Aves; Tinamiformes; Tinamidae.